AUGGGGUCCACGCGGGUGACGGCCAAGGAGCUGUGUGAGAAUGACGACCUGGCCACCAGCCUGGUGCUCGACUCCUACCUGGGCUUCAAGACCCACAAGAUGAACGCCAGAACCUCCUUCGAGGAGGCCAACAAGUACCUGGCCGGGCUGCGUGGCCAGCGCCAGAACGUGACCUACGUCGGCGUCCACGUCCGGAGGGGGGACUACGUCCGGGUGAUGCACCAGGUCUGGAAAGGGGUGGUGGCGGACAAGGCCUACCUGGACAAGGCCAUGGGCUACUUCCGGGCCAAGUACCAGGAGCCGGUCUUCGUGGUGACCAGCAACGGGAUGGACUGGUGCCGGGAGAACAUUGACGCCUCGCGGGGGGACGUGUAUUUCUCGGGGGACGGGAAGGAGUCGUCGCCGGGGAGGGAUUUCGCUCUCUUGGCCCAUUGCAACCACACGAUCAUGACCAUCGGGACCUUCGGCAUCUGGGCCGCCUACCUGGCCGGGGGGGAGACCAUCUACUCGGUCAACUACAUUCUUCCCGAUUCCCCCUUCCUCCACUUCUACAAGUCCACAGCCGUCUUCCUGCCCGAGUGGAUCGGGAUCGACGCCAAUCUCUCCCUACUGUUGAAUGGGAAACAGGCAGAAUUGAACUGACCUGCAGGCUACCAACAGGACCCUCUGAGAUAGCGGCCCAGGCCCUGGCCAGGGAAGGGGGCAUUGGACAAAUCAGGGUGUAUCUGAGCAGAUGUUAGUGAGGUGCAAGAGGGAUCAAGAGGACCUGGAUUUGCUCUGCCGAACUUUUCCUAGGAUCCCCCAAAAGGGACCAUCUUGUUCCUUGGCUGAACUGUGACCAGAGGAGAACUGGGAGUCAGACUUAUAGAAGACGUGAAGUCAAGUAUAAAAAAUAUAGGUGUCCUGUGUUACAAUGGGUAUAAAUCUGAAGCUAGGAGAUGUAGAAAAUUGAUAAGGGAAGCAAAGGGAGAUAAGGCUGUGGAUAAAUCCCUGUAAUUAUCACUCUCAUAUAACUUUGUAUUAAGAUCUUAUCCUUUUAGAUAAAUAUUUGUUAAGUGUUCUUAUAGAAUCUCUGUGACAUUUCUCCUAUAACUUCCUAUUAAGAGAAACUUUCCUUUUUAUAUAGAUAGAUCUUGUAAGAGAAAAUGUCUUUUGAGCUCUCCCCUUUCCUUGAUUGUCCUGUUGAAAUGAAUGAGGUG
This is a messenger RNA of Pelodiscus sinensis (Chinese soft-shelled turtle), 1199 nucleotides long. The record is from RefSeq and is a predicted model, not a curated record. NCBI's taxonomy places the organism in Eukaryota, Metazoa, Chordata, Testudines, Trionychidae.